Sorex fumeus (smoky shrew) is the source of this 493-nucleotide messenger RNA. RefSeq names its product odontogenesis associated phosphoprotein (gene ODAPH). Gene Ontology annotation, biological process: positive regulation of enamel mineralization. Lineage: Eukaryota; Metazoa; Chordata; Mammalia; Eulipotyphla; Soricidae. Bases 1 to 447 code for a protein of 148 amino acids. The record is from RefSeq and is a predicted model, not a curated record. The transcript is spliced from 2 exons.
AUGGCUCACACGCGCGCCUUCUCCUGCCUCCUGCUCUGCUGGCUGCUGGCAACUGUGGCAGAAGGACAGGACAUUCUGCCUGGCGUGGACCCGACAGACUGCCAGAUCUUCACCCUCACUCCUCCGCCAAUCACAAGGCGCCCCGUGACCAGGUUCCCGCCCAUUAUCAGGACACCCAAGUGUCCCAUCCAUUUCUUUCCAGUACAACGGCCCAGAGUCCACGUUCCAUUUCUAUUUCCAAACAGACCUUUGGUGCCUCCAAGGUGCAACCACCGUGUUCACUUCCAACCAGUUUGGAGACCACAGAGUCGCGUGCCUCCCCGUUAUAACUAUUUCCCCAUUAGACAGCUCCAGAAAGGAAGCUCAUCUGAGGAGAGCAGAGAGAAACGAGAAGCCCCUAGAAGGCUGAAGCAGAAGAGACGGAUGCCUCAGAAAAGGCUAAAAUAAAGACUUUUGUUUUCUAUGCUCAAACUAAGACUACUGGAAUUGAAGA